Molecule: messenger RNA, 4617 nt
Organism: Drosophila elegans
Lineage: Eukaryota; Metazoa; Arthropoda; Insecta; Diptera; Drosophilidae
Gene: 5-HT7
Product: 5-hydroxytryptamine receptor 1
Exons: 4
Coding region: 1054-2727 (557 amino acids)
Biological process (GO): adenylate cyclase-activating adrenergic receptor signaling pathway
Cellular component (GO): membrane
Molecular function (GO): G protein-coupled amine receptor activity
Source: RefSeq, a predicted model, not a curated record
UCGGCGGUCGCGCUUCCAGUUAAACUUUUACAGGCGGACCGACGGGUCUUCAGCUCUUCAAUCGUCGGGCUCCGCAGUUUAUCCGCGCUCGGCUCCCGAAUUCCUGGCAGCCUCCCGCACAAAAUUCAAAUAAUUCAAAACCAUCAGAAAUCAAAAUAAAUAAAUAAGUUAAGAAGAAAUAUUUUCAGGAAUUAUUCAAACGAAAAUAUCCACAUAAAACAAAUAUGGGGCAAAAUUAAAUCUGCUUGUGCUACUUGAAAUGAAUGAAAAAUUCAAUGCUAUUAGUGUGUGCAAAACAAAAAUAAAUAUCGGAAAAUAUUUGCAUGUGUCUACAUUAGUUUGAAUGGAAAAGUGCUCGAGAGUAAAUAGGCCGAAAGUCGAAAAACAAAAAAUAUCUUGGACAAACUUGUGCAGUUUCCAUCUCACAUAUAUUUCGGAUGUUUUCCAAUGCCAGUGCUAUUAUUAAAGUAAUUUUUGCGACAAUUGCCACCUGUUCGACAACUUUUGGAAAACACACAAAAUUUAUGCAAACGACUUCGAGAAGAAAGCCCAUCCGAUCCACAACGAGAGUGAGAGUGUCGGGAGUCGUUGACCCAGUAUUGAACUGAACGAGCCAUGCGUUGAAGACGUCCGCUAAAUUCUGAGCCAAAGAAAGAGACGGAUAGACGGGCAAAACAAGAGACAGGAGAUAUCCCAGCCGACAAUCACACAGUCCACCAGCCGAGAUUUAUUAAAAGAGAUAGCAGCGAGUGUACAAGGCAUAAAAGUCAAUGACCACAUCAACUGGCAGCCGCAGGCAGCUUUUUUAUUAAGCAUACGCCCCCACAUAAAUUAGUAAUCAAGCGACGGGGGCCCGAGGCGAAACUAACAGGAGGACUUAUUUUUAUUGAAAUUAUGAUUGAUGAUGGGAGCGUGCAAGUAAAUCGCGGUGCUGGUAAAUCAUGCUGCUGAGGGCCAUUGAGACGACGAUGAUGAAGUCGGGCAGCAGCAGCAGGUCAGCACUGGGUUGCUCAUACGCCGCGUUAGCCCGCUGCCACUCCGGUUGAAAGACUGAUGGCUUUGUCUGGACAGGAUUGGCGGCGCCAUCAGAGCCACCGCCAGCAUAGGAACCACCAGAAGCACCAGAAACACCAGAAACUGAUCUCCACCACCACGCUGACGCUGUUCGUCCUCUCCCUCAGCAGUUGGAUAGCCUAUGCCGCGGCCAAGGCGGCCACCGUUCCAGCUCCGCUCGUGGAAGGCGAGACGGAGCCGUCGUCAUCGCAGGACUUCAACAGCAGCAGCGCCUUCCUGGGGGCCAUUGCCUCCGUCUCCGCCUCAUCCCCGGGUUCUUUUGGCCUGCUUGGCUCAAUGAACAGCAGUCCCGUUGCCAUAGUCACAUACGAGGGCAUCACCAGCAGCGGCAGUAGCAGCAGCAAUUUGGGGGACAGCAAUACCACCUUGGUGACCCUAUCGGAUACUCCUCUGCUGCUAGAGGAAUUUGCCGCUGGGGAGUUUGUGCUGCCGCCGCUGACAUCCAUAUUCGUGAGCAUCGUCCUGCUGAUCGUCAUCCUGGGCACGGUGGUGGGCAAUGUCCUGGUCUGCAUAGCCGUGUGCAUGGUGCGGAAGCUAAGAAGACCCUGUAACUACCUGCUUGUCUCGCUGGCCCUCUCGGACCUGUGUGUGGCCCUGCUGGUGAUGCCCAUGGCCCUGCUGUACGAGGUGCUGGAGAAGUGGAACUUCGGGACGCUGCUCUGCGACAUCUGGGUGUCCUUCGACGUGCUCUGCUGCACCGCCUCGAUCCUGAACCUGUGCGCCAUCUCCGUGGACCGAUACCUGGCCAUCACGAAGCCCCUGGAGUACGGAGUAAAGCGGACACCGCGGCGGAUGAUGCUGUGUGUGGGCAUCGUUUGGCUGGCGGCCGCCUGCAUUUCACUGCCGCCGCUGCUGAUCUUGGGCAACGAGCACGAGGACGAGGAGGGCCAGCCCAUCUGCACGGUGUGCCAGAACUUUGCAUAUCAGAUCUACGCCACCCUGGGCUCCUUCUACAUCCCGCUGUCGGUGAUGCUGUUCGUGUACUACCAGAUCUUCAGGGCGGCGCGGCGGAUUGUGCUGGAGGAGAAGCGGGCGCAGACGCAUCUGCAGCAGGCCCUCAAUGGCACGGGAUCGCCAUCGGCUCCGCAGGCUCCCCCGCUGGGUCACACGGAGCUGGCCAGCUCGGGGAACGGGCAGCGGCACAGCAGUGUGGGCAACACCUCGCUGACCUACUCCACCUGCGGCGGGCUGAGCAGUGGCGGCGGGGCUUUGGCAGGACAUGGCAGUGGUGGGGGGGUGAGCGGAUCGACUGGACUACUGGGCUCGCCGCACCACAAGAAGCUGCGGUUUCAACUGGCCAAGGAGAAGAAGGCCUCCACCACGCUGGGCAUCAUCAUGUCCGCCUUCACCGUCUGCUGGCUGCCCUUCUUCAUCCUGGCCCUCAUUCGUCCCUUCGAAACGAUGCACGUGCCGGCCUCGCUCUCGUCCCUGUUCCUGUGGCUGGGCUAUGCCAACUCGCUGCUGAACCCCAUCAUCUACGCCACCCUGAACAGGGACUUCCGCAAGCCCUUCCAGGAGAUCCUUUACUUCCGCUGCUCCAGCCUGAACACGAUGAUGCGGGAGAACUACUACCAGGAUCAAUACGGGGAGCCGCCUUCGCAGCGCGUGAUGCUGGGCGAUGAGCGGCACGGAGCCAGGGAGAGCUUCCUCUAGGCCCUUCCCAAGGACAUGUUUUGUUGUGCCCAAGACAAGCGAAUCUGAGCUGCUCGAAGGAUCUUCCCCAGGUUUCCGGAAGAAGGCCACAUCUGUGCUCGACGCACUCACGCACACCUAAGUAUACACACUGGGGUGGACACCUAAGCAAAAUAGAUAAUGUAAAGUUUUAGGGGGGGAAAAGUGUUUUUGGACAGUUCUAAGUACAUGUUCCCUGAGGUCUUAAACAAAGAGUUACGACUUUUCUAGUGGCUUAAUACAAAAUGCACUUAAUUUUGAUGACCUUUAUAGUACCUCCCAAAAGUUUACUGACUUUUCAAAACCUAUGUUUGCUAACUAAUGUUAAAUAACUUGUAAAGGCUAAAAUAAUACGCAAGCAAUGAACAUUGAUUAAAUAGAAUAUUUAUUUAACUUAUGUAUAGAAAGGCAAGGAAAGAGUUUUAAAAUAAUUUCAAAAUGUAUUAUUUUUAUGUAAAAGUUAAAUUCAAACAAAAAUUAUGGAUAAAUUAGGGAGAGUCUAGGAUUAUUCCAGACCUCAAAGACCUAAAGCCUCAAAGAAAAAGAUACUAAGGACUGACCAAAGAUAAAUUUUCACCACCCCAGUACUCACACAUGGAUAUUUGUAUGUAGUAGUGUUAGUAGUGCGUAUCUCUGUAUAUGUGCACCGCCCCUGACGACUCCUCUUAAAUGUAACUUGUUGUUGUAAUUUUAAAUGUAGAACUAAGCAAUCGGCGUGGUCUAUACCACACACCAACACACACACCUCACACUCACACACCAAACACACACGGUUGUAACUGUGACAGGUUUCUACGGUUCCUUUUAUGUUUCGAAAACAAUCAGCACCGGAUAUGAGACACAAUCGUUAUCGAAUCUAUUGAUACCCCUUAAAAGAAAAGGGAAAAACCAAGAAGCCCUAUUUCCUUCCCCCAAAAAAUUGCCAGCGUAGUUAGUUGAUUUGCGAUACUCAAACUGAGCCAAAAAUUAAAUUUACAAACUGCAGAGUGCAGCCAAUUAAGUCUACUAUUUAACCUAGUUAUAUUUAUGUUUGUGCAAGAAGCUAUCCACUGUAAAUACCCAGCCAUCUGCGACUAUAUAUAUAUGUCUAUAACGAUAGUAUAUAUAUAAAGAUAUAGAGAAAGUAGCCUAUAUAAUAUAUAUAUAUGUAUACACUGUGCGGCUCAAGCUCAAGUGAGAAGAACUAAAUUGUAUUUUGUAACUUUCUGCAUUACUCUUUCGUUGUAUUUUGUAUGAAAAGUCACGCCUCUCUGUGAUACCAAACAUUAAGCAUUACUUUUAUGUUUAGAUCGAAGCUGCAUCAAACGUAAUACACACAUACCUAUACAUAUAGAUAUAGUCAAACUAAGUGUGCAUGUUUUUAUUGUAUAUGUAUGUAGCACUGCGAGAAGUGCAUUAUGAUAUUCGCAACAAACCAAACAACAAAAAAUGGUAACUGGAAACUGGAAACUGAGCUAUUCAUAACUUGUUGUUUCAGCGCAAACACAAGUGAGAGAUAAACUAUCAAUCAAUUUACAUAGCCGACACACUUCCACACACCCACAAUCGCCACCCAUUGAAUGAAAUUGAAAAUGGAAAACGGAUAACGAAAACUAAAAUGAAAAACAAACAAAGGCAAACGAGCAUGACAAAACUAAGCGCAGCUAAUUAUACGCAAACCAAACUAAAGGUUAUUGCAAAAAAACAAACAUCAGAUAUUAUAAUUCAAAACAAAACAAAAAGUAAUUGAGAAUAACAAACAAAAGAAAAACUAAAAACACUUUCCGAGUGAUGCUUACAAAACUGCAAAACUGCAUUUGAAAACUGUUUUUCUGAACAAAAAAACCUGCGGAAAUUAAGGCAUAAAAUAAAAGGCAAACCGUAUCAAUGUAA